This is a messenger RNA of Owenia fusiformis, 772 nucleotides long. The record is from the annotation of a GenBank genome assembly. Lineage: Eukaryota; Metazoa; Annelida; Polychaeta; Sabellida; Oweniidae.
AUGCGAAUACGAAUCCUUAAAGAGUACGGUGGCACUUAUCUUGACAGUGACGUCAUUGCGUUACGCUCUCUUGCCCCUCUUCGGCGCUAUAACCACACACAGGGAGUAGGAGUGAUGAGUUCUGGUCUCUCAAAUGGUGUAAUUAUCGCAAAGAAAUCAUCUAAAUUUCUCGAUAUUUGGUUGGAGGAAUACAAAAUGUAUGGAAAGGAGAAAGUGAAAAGUAGUUUUUGGAGUUACUAUUCCAUAAGAAGGCCCAGACAAUUACUUAAAAGACAACCAGAGUUAGUCAGAAUAGAGAAAGACACUUUAGUGAGGCCUCUUGAGGGAAUGUAUACGAACAUGGAGACGAGACAAAAUGUUUGGAAAUAUAGUUAUAGUAUGCAUGUCUGGAAACGCAAGACUUUUAUACCAGAGAGACCAGAUCAAAUAAAAUUGAUCUCAAACCAAUCGCUGUUAAGAGAUGUAAUGGAAUACGUUGUAUUCAAUAAGAUACCAUUCUAUGCGAAGAAUGAUAGAAAAGCUAAGGGAAAUAGUCAAAGCCGUAAAGCUAGGCCCAGGGCAUCAAGACAAUAAAUGUUCACCAAUACCAUAUUGCAAUAUCAGCAUUUUUAUCGGACCUCAAUUUUAAUGUAAAGUCCUGGCUGAUAGAGUCCGACGGAUGCAUCAAAUUAUUUCCUUGUUGGGUUUCAGAAAUCAGAUGAACUGGUCAUUCACCAGAUUACACGUGUUGGUAUUUGUCGUGUUUAAAGCCGCAUAUAGCAAAUGAUCUUUG